UGGCGAUCCACUACCACUAGACACAGAAGCCCGUUAAGCGAAAGUUUUUCAUAUUCUACCAAGGACCAUUUUGAACCAUUUGACUAUUAUCUUUGUAAGCAAUUUUAAAGCGCUAAAAAUUAAAUAAGAAGGUCAUCAGCUAUAAGCGUAUUUAGCUAUGAGAAAUGAUUUUUUGGAUAAUACCAAUUUUGUGGGUGACUGCGUAUGUGUAUUUUUAUAUCAAAGCCAAGUGUGAUGAUCCAGCAAUGACUAGGGUUAUGAUUGUCUUAGGAUCUGGUGGACACACUGCUGAAAUGCUCUCAUAUACUUCUGUAUUGACUUGUAAAUUUCAACCACGUUUGUAUGUUAUCGCGACGACUGAUUCUAUGAGUGAACAAAAGGUUUUGGAUUUAGGGGACAAGUGUGAUGUUAAAUUCAACAUAAAGCGCAUACCAAGGGCUCGAGAAGUAAAACAGUCAUACGCUAGCAGCAUCUUCACUACCUUAAUGUCUUGUCUAUCUGCGUUCCCCAUCGUCACCAUUUUUAGGGCGAAAUUGAUUUUGUGUAAUGGUCCUGGGACAUGUAUCCCCAUAUGCUUCGUGGCUAUUUUACUCCACGUACUAAAAAUCCAUUCAACUCUUAUAAUUUUUGUUGAAAGUAUUUGUCGUACCAAAACUUUAUCAUUAUCUGGGAAAAUUUUAUACUAUACUCGUUUAGUAGAUGUAAUUGUUCAGUGGCCAGAAUUGAAGACAAAAUAUCCAAGAUCAAUUUACUUAGGACUUUUAUCGUAAACUACUGCAUCCAAAUAUCCUUGUUAUAUGACUUGCAUCCAGAGCACUUUUCUUUUCAUAUUUAUAAUAUGUGUUUUUUGUUCUAUGCGAUCAUCGUUUGAGAUUCGAAAUACAUUUGGUUAAAAUAAUUAUCACUGUUAGAUCAAAAACGGGGAAUGAUUGUACACCUAUAAACGAACUAUUUUAUUUCAGAAACGAUAAUUAAAGUUUUCUAUACAUCUCGCUAUUAGUUCGCUGAAAACAAAGUCCAUUGUUUCAAGUAUAGGAACGUUAGUAAAUGGAUAAAAAUGCUUGUUUAAACAAGAUGAUGACCCUUUUAAACUGGUAUUAAGGAAUCAUUUGACCGACAAUAAUUUGGAAACACCUAAUAGACCCACUAAAAAUUUAAACAACAGGGUUUUAUUUCGAAACAAUUUUCUAAAAUGUUGAAGCAUAUAGAGAGAAUAACACCAAGAUUGUACAGUCUGGCUGAAAUACAUGAAAAUAUUUCUUGGCUCCUUAACCUGUUUUAGAUAUGAGUAAUUUCGCCUAUCAUGCUACAGUUAAGUGAUUAAUAUGAGUCUAAAAAAUGUUGUGAUA
This is a messenger RNA of Schistosoma haematobium, 1349 nucleotides long. RefSeq names its product UDP-N-acetylglucosamine transferase subunit (gene ALG14). Bases 165 to 770 code for a protein of 201 amino acids. Gene Ontology annotation, biological process: dolichol-linked oligosaccharide biosynthetic process. The transcript is spliced from 6 exons. Lineage: Eukaryota; Metazoa; Platyhelminthes; Trematoda; Strigeidida; Schistosomatidae. The record is from RefSeq and is a predicted model, not a curated record. Gene Ontology annotation, cellular component: UDP-N-acetylglucosamine transferase complex.